AUGAACCAAUGUCAGAGGCCGCUGUCGACCACGAACCACUACGACGGCCUCAAAGCACCCGCAGGUGACCGGGCCGGUGGAAUGACUUUGUUCCCUACAAAUAACCAGCGGAGGAGAAUGUGCAUCACCCAAAUAAACCUUGACGCUUGUUUCUAUCUAUCUAUCUAUCUAUCUAUCUAUCUAUCUAUCUAUCUAUCUAUGUUUAUAAAUAAAAAUCAAUCAAUCUAUCUAAAGUUUCGUGUAUCUAUCUAUGCUGAUAAAAAAAAAAGUUUGUCUAUGUUUAUAAAUCUAUCUAUCUAUUUAUCUAUAUAUGUUUAUAAUCGUGUAUCUAUCUAUGCUGAUAAAAAAAAAAGUUUGUCUAUGUUUAUAAAUCUAUCUAUCUAUUUAUCUAUAUAUUUUGUCUAUGUUUAUAAAUUAAAUCUAUCUAUCUAUCUAUCUAUCUAUCUAUCUAUCUAUCUAUCUAUUCUUUCCCCGGCUUUUCCCUUCUCUAUACCUUUCUCUCAGGAACUGCAUGACCUGACUUCUUUCCAUCCCCCUUUCUCUCGCAGCGAUGCACGCCUUUUGUCGAAUUCUCUUCUUGUGUCUGUUUUCUUGCGUGUAACGAGCCUCUUUUCAGGCCAAAAUGACCUUUUGACUGCGUUCUUCUCCCACAAACAGGCUCACCAUUGGAAACAAUAA
Acanthosepion pharaonis is the source of this 678-nucleotide messenger RNA. The record is from the annotation of a GenBank genome assembly. NCBI's taxonomy places the organism in Eukaryota, Metazoa, Mollusca, Cephalopoda, Sepiida, Sepiidae.